Molecule: messenger RNA, 933 nt
Organism: Misgurnus anguillicaudatus (oriental weatherfish)
Lineage: Eukaryota; Metazoa; Chordata; Actinopteri; Cypriniformes; Cobitidae
Product: granzyme K-like
Biological process (GO): proteolysis
Molecular function (GO): serine-type endopeptidase activity
Source: RefSeq, a predicted model, not a curated record
AUCUUGCAUCUAAAGGAAAUGCAGUGUGGUUUGCUGAAUGGGGUAGGCCAGCCCCUCACUAGAGAUUUAAAAGCUAGUGACAUAUUUUUCACGCACCACAAACACGAUGAGAUCUUUAACAGCGAUUGUGUUUGCUGCUGCUAUGACCACACUGCAAAUCUCAGCUGUGAUUGGAGAUGCUAUAGUCAAUGGCAGAAAGGCUUCCAAAAACACCUUGCAAUAUAUGGCAUCAGUGCAGGUCAAUAAAACACAUUUGUGCGGAGGAUUUCUGAUUUCCCCUAAUUAUGUCCUUACAGCCGCACACUGCGAUAAAAGUGGUCAUAUGACUGUUGUCCUUGGUGACCACAACAUCAAUCCACGGAGAAAUCUUAAAAGAUACGAGGUGGCUCGCAAAUUCAAACCGAAACCGUUCACACAUGCAAUGGAGGGCGAUGACAUCAUGCUUCUGAAGCUUGACAGGAAAGCAGUUUUGGGAAAAAAUUUGAAAACGGUGGAUAUCGUAGAUGAACGGCACCAUGUUAAAAGUGGCACAGAGUGUCUGGUUGCUGGAUGGGGUAAAACCAAAAAAAGUAAUACUAAGGGAGUCAAUGAACUUCUGGUUGUGAAAGUUUCAACUGUUGACAUCGACGAAUGCAGGAAAGCAUGGAUGAAAAAAUCAGAAACAACACUUCCACCAAACAUAACCUGCGCUGGUGGAUAUAAAAAGAAUACAGGGGUGUGUAAGGGUGACUCAGGAGGUCCACUUAUAUGCAAAUCCAAAGCUGUGGGCAUUGUUUCCUUCAACGGUCCCACGUGUAAAUAUCCUGAUGUGCCAAAUGUCUAUACUGAUAUUUCAAAAUAUUCGCGCUGGAUCAAAGCAAUGAUGAAAGAAAGGGAAACCAAAUAAACUGUACUUUUGUUGACCGAGUCUUUGUUUUUGCAAUAAAAUAUGAA